AGUCCAAUUUUUGUCGUGAAGAGUGUUGUUAAUUACACAGCUUUGUAGUGAUUGUUAUUCUGUAACAGUAUGAAAUCAGAAAAAGAAAAAGUUAAGAUAUGCCUGCUGGAUGUGAUGAUGAUAACUGUGGCCCUAAUUGCAACAGUGGGUGCACACACAACCUUUACCAAAGAGGCUCCGCUUUUAUGGGCACGAACGGGUGUACUGAUGGGUAAUUCUUCAGAAUUCACAUUUACUGUUCGGUUCCAGACUCCAUGCCGUUAUUUUCAAGAAAAGGAAAUUUAUUGGUGCGAAAGGGAAUUCGAUCAACGGUUGUUUCAUCAGCUGGAACGCUUAUGCACGGAAGCCGCUCCAUUAGAAAAUCGGACCGAGUAUCGUAAUUUUGUUAGAACAGUUGCAUUGGAAAUUACGUCUCCUCAUGGAAACAGUGACAUAGAUGACGGCGAGAGACGACUCUCAGAUUUGAAAAGAUCAAUUCGUUUAACGGAAUUAAAGAUUUAUCCGCUGGAUCUGGAAAUAAUGACAGGAAACACUUUACUGCUAGGCAACAACGUUACGAUUAAUGACCCUUUAAACGAAGAAAUUAGGACACUUAAACAGUUCAAGGAAAACAGGGCCAACCUGCGAACAAUUAAAAGGAAAAUGCUCGACGAAGCAGCUUAUUUGAAUCGGGCGAUGACAACGAAUAAAGACAAUGCAAAGUGGCAUAAAGAUAUGGACCCCGAUAUCAGAGACAGAAUUAUUGAAACUACCAAUGUUGCAUCGUACUUCCGUACUCUAGAAACCCGUAUGUCCGUCUUUUCUCAAAAUUGGCGCCAAGGUGUCCUAAGUGAUGAAUUUUUUGAUAUUUUGAUGAUGGCCCGUAACGACACUGUCCUUGAUAUGUACAGAGGAUACAAACCAAAACUUUGUCGAUUCUCCAAGUCGGCUCAAUUGGCGGUUUUUCAUUUGGAACAGAGUUCAGUCGCAUCUCACAUUCUCGAAGCUAGACCGUUUCGGUUACACAGACAACUCCUCAACACAGGCAACAUUGAAAUUUUGACAUACCAAGGACCACGGAAUGUUUUCCAUUCGGCCGAAAAGAACUGCACGGUUCUAUUCGACAAAGACAUUGGUAAUAUGCCAACGGCCGACGAUUGUCACCUGGUCCAAAAACCGCAGCAUUCAUUUGAAAAGUUCUGGACUAGGUCCUGUUCAAAGGAGACUGCUGUGUACGGGAACGAUGUGCAGAUUCAACUGAUGGGAGACAAAUUCUUUAUCUACUGCUAUGGACAAGACAUCAAUUUCUACAACGAGUCACUGCCCUGUCCGAAUUAUGUGUUUUCCAUAAACGUGAGCGAUCAAUUUCAAAUUUCAAAAUUCCGCUCCGAUGGAUUACUGAAAGACCAGGGGUAUAAACACCAUGAUCUUAUCACUGUGACAGUGAACCAACGCGUCUUCCCAAACGCGUCGCAAAUGGACUUCGAUAUCAUUCCAAUCGCAGUCGAUUGCCCAACGAAGUUUACAAUUUACGUUUGGAUUUUGUUGUUGAUUGUGGUAGUUAUAGCUGCUUAUUUUGCGCUUGCAACGUUUGUUUACCUAGUACUACGAUUCUGGGCAGAAGCUAGGAAGGGUGUCACACAGUUGUUCAACAGAUUUCAGAAAAAGGAAACGAAAAUUGACGCGUUGCUACGGGAAGAAGUUGCGAAACAGCGGAUCGUGUACCGUCAUAAAUGAUAUAGUAAAUGAGGAUGUGGUACGUUGAAGAAAGAGUUGAAAUGUUGCAAGUAAAAGCUAUGUUGCCAGAGAUAUUGUUCAAACAGCAGAGACAAAA
Molecule: messenger RNA, 1813 nt
Organism: Bradysia coprophila
Lineage: Eukaryota; Metazoa; Arthropoda; Insecta; Diptera; Sciaridae
Source: RefSeq, a predicted model, not a curated record